GCCUACCCAGUACCCGCCUCAACCCCCUGAUCGUAAGCUGUGGCUAUUGCCACCUCUCUCACACUCGAUCGCUUCCUCCUCGUCUCUCAGUUUGCUCGCACCCAUCCCUCGGAAAGGAUUCGAUCGGGCAGCUUCUUGAUCCGGCACUGAGGCCCAAGGCAUCACGGGACUGAUGGUCAUGUGGAUCAAGGGAGAAGAUAAUGUAUAAUCCCCGGCACAUCAGAGUCAGUGUUGUUCCUGUGCGUUCCGGCAUGCAGGAGGGCACUCCGCACGCUGGCACGUCCGAGAGGAACGACGUCAAUGUAGCGCCAGAGAACAAGCAGAAAAGGAAAGUAUUCCACCUGGAUCGACUGCAGGAGGCUUAUGUUGCUCGGUGCCAGAAAGAAAGGAACCCGAACACCAGUCCCUUGGAGGAGGACAUAGGCGAAGACCUUCUGUAUCAGAACAUUCUAAGAGCAAAGCAGAGGAAGUCAAGUAGAUCGAGCAGCUUACACUCGAACCCUGGAAGUGCUGAAGGAGAAAGGUGGGCAGGAGAAGGAGGAGAGGAAGGAGAAGGGGAGAAGGAAGAAGAGGAGGAGAAAGUAGAGGGAGAGAAGGAGGAGCGCCAGGAGGAUGGGGAGGAAUGCGGAAGCAACACCUCGGUUGAAGUUCGAAUCGGAGAAGGGACUUGA
Molecule: messenger RNA, 671 nt
Organism: Guillardia theta CCMP2712
Lineage: Eukaryota; Cryptophyceae; Pyrenomonadales; Geminigeraceae
Exons: 1
Coding region: 201-671 (156 amino acids)
Source: RefSeq, a predicted model, not a curated record